Chaetura pelagica (chimney swift) is the source of this 354-nucleotide messenger RNA. Its product is annotated as protein phosphatase 1 regulatory subunit 12B-like. The annotation marks the transcript as partial. Gene Ontology annotation, cellular component: Z disc; cytoplasm; A band. Gene Ontology annotation, molecular function: phosphatase regulator activity; enzyme inhibitor activity. The transcript is spliced from 5 exons. Lineage: Eukaryota; Metazoa; Chordata; Aves; Apodiformes; Apodidae. The record is from RefSeq and is a predicted model, not a curated record.
AUGUUCCCCACCAGGACUCAAAGUGCAAGAUCAUAUCUGACUCCUGUGCGGGAUGAGGAAGCAGAGUCGCUGAGGAAGGCGCGAUCCAGGCAGGCCCGCCAGACACGCAGGUCCACGCAGGGUGUGACACUGACAGACCUUCAGGAGGCAGAAAGAACCUUCAGCAGGUCCCGGGCAGAGCGACAAGCUCAGGAGCAGCACAGCGAGACGGCGGAGAGCACGGAGCCUGCUGAGGAGAGCAGGGAGAGGCAGGACACCCAGGAUGAUGAUGAAGUUGAUGGAAAUGAGGAGUUGAAGGAAACUCGGGGCCCUGGCCCAGGCAGCCCAGGGCAGGGGGGUGGAGUCCCCAUCCCU